GAUGUAACCCAUCAUGGUGUGCUGGAAUACGUAACAUGUGACUUGGCACCCUCGUCUAGUCCCAAGGUCUGAUGUUCCUUUGACUUGCGGUCUUGGAUCUGCGUCUCACAAGCCAAAUCGCCUUGAAUCACAAUCUUCGGGAAAAGGCUGACAGCUCGCCAAAAUCUGUAAUGGAUGGCCCCUUAGUGAGCCAGACUCUCCUGGCAGUCGCUGGUAUCACUGCAGGAGCAGCAUACGCAGAUGCCAAGUUGCAUCUCUCAAAGGACCUCAACCAGCUGUUCCGAGUACGAAAGGCGGAACACAAUCUGGCUGAUGCAGUACGUCAAAAUAAGGCCUCUGGCUUCUUCCUUUUCGCUGAUGCCGCGCAGAGACUGCAAGACGCGCCUUGCAUUUGGUCUCGCGAGGUCGACUACACAUGGAGGCAGGCCUACGAGCGGGUUUGCCAGUACGGCAAUUACUUCAAGGGACUGCAAGUCAAGCCCUCGGAGCACGUCGCAAUCUACAUGAUCAAUUCGCCAGAGUUACUCCUCGUCUGGAUGGGCCUAUUGUCCAUAGGGGCCGCUCCGGCGUUGGUCAACUACAACUUGGCCUCGGACGCCUUGAUUCAUUGUGUACGCUUGUCUGACUGUCGUAUUCUAAUGCACAGCUCCGAUGCAGGCUGCGCGGGCAGAAUUCACGAUGCCGAGCAACACUUGAAAGACAUGGGCGUCGUGAGUUUGGAGCUUGCAGGAAGUGUGGCGAACAGCAUUGCCGAAACGUCGACGCAGACACCGCAAGUAAGCUGCUUCGAGGAUUCAAAGAUUCACCCACUCGCCAUCAUGUACACAAGUGGAACGACUGGCUUACCCAAAGCCUUUCCAUUGACUGCUGCCCGUAAUUAUCCCUCGGCCUCGCUAUUCCCAAAGACGUUUGGACAGACCCCAGGUCCCGGUGGUGAUCGGAGUUAUUACUGUAUACCACUCUACCAUGGAACUGGAGGUCUUGCUGCAAUGAAUGAUUUGAUGAGUGGCAUCUCCAUUGCUAUCGCCCCAAAGUUCUCGCUGAAAGGUUUCUGGGACGAUAUUAUCGACAGCAAAGCAACGAUAUUUGUCUAUGUUGGCGAGCUGAUACGCUAUCUCCUGUCGGCCCCUGUGUCGCCUAAAGAUCGAAAGCACAACGUACGGUUGGUGUGGGGGAACGGACUUAGUCCCGACUUGUGGGAAAGAUUCCAGGAGCGAUUUGGUGUGCCUGCCAUUGGUGAAUUUUACGCCAGCACCGAAGGCCCAUUGGCACUCGUCAAUCACUAUCGUGGAGGUGGCUUUGGGCUUGGAGCUGUGGGACAUCAGGGUUGGCUCCUGAGGAGGAGAAGCCGCGAUUCCUACGUUCCAGUGGAAACUGAGGCCGAAACAGGAGAUAUCCGUAGGUGUCCAAAGACUGGCCUUGCCAAGAGACUGCCCUACGAUCAAGGUGGAGAGGUCCUGGUCCAGCUCCCAUCCGAGUCGGCGUGGGCUGGUUAUCGGCAGGCUGACGACGCGACCGCGAAGAAGUUGGUGCACAACAUCUUAAAGGAAGGGGACGUGUACUUUAGGACUGGUGACUCCCUGCGCCGCGAUGACAAUGGUCACUGGUAUUUCCUCGACCGACUUGGAGACACGUAUCGCUGGAAAGGGGAGAAUGUGUCGACAACAGAGGUGUCGCAAGUCCUGAACUCGGACCCCGACAUUGCCGAGUCGAAUGUCUACGGCGUGAGAAUCCCAGGACACGAUGGCAAAGCUGGCUGUGCUGCCAUCAUACUUAAAGACUCUGCCGACCGCGAAUCGAUUGACUGGACGAGGCUGACGGCACGACUGCGGUCCGAGUUGCCUCCUUACGCUGUUCCCAUCUUUCUCAGACUCCGGGAAGCAGUGGGAGCCAUGGUUACGGACAAUUACAAGCAGAAGAAGGAGCCGCUCAAGCUUGAAGGCGUCGAUCCUGAUGCUCUGGGGUCCCGGGUUCCUCAAGGAGAGCGUGACCAGAUCUUGUGGCUGCGUCCAGGGUCACCCAGGUACACGCUGUUCACGAGAUCAGAUUGGGCUGCAAUCUCAGAGUCUCGAGCUAAGCUUUAGAAAUAAAUUGUGUAGCAAUAAUCAGAGGUCUUUCCGAGACAGAAGAUAGUCGCAUCAAACAGCAAGUCUGAAUGAUGAUGCCGAGGAUAGCUCAUGGUGUCAUGUCGGUCCCCGUCAUUCCCGGUCAACUGCUGCCCGAGGAAAGGCUAUAAUUGCCCGAAUGCACCAAAACAUGC
Emericellopsis atlantica is the source of this 2260-nucleotide messenger RNA. Its product is annotated as isopenicillin n-CoA synthetase. Gene Ontology annotation, molecular function: long-chain fatty acid-CoA ligase activity; long-chain fatty acid transmembrane transporter activity. The transcript is spliced from 7 exons. Lineage: Eukaryota; Fungi; Ascomycota; Sordariomycetes; Hypocreales; Bionectriaceae. Bases 171 to 2084 code for a protein of 637 amino acids. The record is from RefSeq and is a predicted model, not a curated record.